AUUGUAAAACUAGCCGUCAUCAAUUAUUUUCCCCAGUUUCUUUUUUCGAUUGCAUCUUCUCGACUUCCCCGAAUUUUAUUCACUAAUCUGCCGCAUCGAUUUUCGUCUUCUUUCUUCCCAGCUUGUUUCACAAACCCCUAUUUCUACAUCUUCCCUCACUAUUUCUCUCUGAUUUCACUUAACCCCAAUGGAUCUACUGCAAUCAUACAAAGAUACCGACAUGGAAGACGACACUUUAUCGCCUCACGCUCCGGCAUCUGAACCCGAUCCAUCUCCCGAUUCUUCCCCGGUGCGGGCAAUCCCGGCCAAAUCCGCCGCCCCUAAAGUUGACGAUACAAUGCUCUCACUUACCGUAGCCGGGAAGGCCCAGUUUCAUGCGCAGAAGCCAAUCGACCCGACCCAGCACCUCGUCUCCUUCAACCCCACCUACGACCAGCUAUGGGCUCCAAUCGUCGGCCCCUCUCAUCCGUACGCCAAGGAUGGCCUAGCGCAGGGCCUCCGCAAUCACAAGCUAGGGUUUGUGGAGAAUGCGAAUAUCGAACCGUUUGUGUUUGAUGAGCAGUACAAUACUUUCUACAAGUUCGGCUACGCGGCAGAUCCAUCGGAGAACAAUUACGUUGGUGAUGUGGAAGGGUUUAAGACCAACGACGGGAUUUCGGUGUAUAAUAUUCCGCAGCACGAGCAGAAGAAGAGGAAAUUGGAGAAGAAGAAGGAGAUGCUGAAAGAGAAUGAGGAGAGCGGUGAGGUGGAUUCUACGGAGCUGGAGAAUCCUUCAACGGAUACCUGGUUGAUGAGGAACAGGAAGAGUCCGUGGGCGGGGAAAAGGGAUUGGGUGCAGGGUGAGUUGACCGAGGAGCAGAAGAAGUAUGCUGAAGAGCACGCCAAGAAGAAGGGAGAGAAGGAGGGAGGUGAGAGGGAGAAAGGAGAAGCACAUGUCGACAAAUCUACUUUCCAUGGGAAAGAGGACAAAGAUUAUCAAGGGCGGUCGUGGAUUGCGCCUCCUAAGGAUGCCAAAGCGAGUAACAAUCAUUGUUAUAUACCCAAGAGAUUAGUGCAUACUUGGAGUGGACAUACCAAGGGGGUUUCAGCUAUUAGGUUCUUCCCCAAUCAUGGUCACUUGAUAUUGUCUGCUGGGAUGGACACAAAGGUCAAAAUUUGGGACGUUUUCAAUUCCGGUAAAUGUAUGAGAACCUACAUGGGGCAUGGCAAGGCUGUGCGAGAUAUAUGGUUUAAUAAUGAUGGGUCCAAGUUUUUGAGUGCUGGUUAUGAUAAGAAUAUCAAGUAUUGGGAUACUGAGACGGGGCAAGUGAUAUCGACCUUUUCAACUGGCAAAAUUCCAUAUGUAGUGAGGCUUAACCCAGAUGAGGAUAAGCAGAAUGUUUUGCUUGCAGGAAUGAGUGAUAAGAAGAUUGUUCAGUGGGAUAUAAACAGCGGGCAGAUCACACAGGAGUAUGAUCAGCAUCUAGGGGCAGUGAAUACAAUUACUUUUGUGGAUAACAAUAGGAGGUUCGUUACUUCAAGUGAUGAUAAGUCCCUGCGUGUAUGGGAGUUUGGGAUCCCUGUGGUGAUCAAGUAUAUCAGUGAACCCCAUAUGCAUUCAAUGCCCUCGAUUUCUUUGCAUCCGAAUUCCAAUUGGCUGGCCUGCCAGAGUUUGGAUAACCAGAUACUUAUAUACAGUACACGGGAGAGAUUCCAACUCAAUAAGAAGAAGAGAUUUGCUGGGCAUAUUGUGGCUGGGUAUGCUUGUCAGGUUAACUUUUCACCUGAUGGACGGUUUGUCAUGUCUGGAGAUGGUGAGGGUAGAUGCUGGUUUUGGGAUUGGAAGAGUUGCAAAGUAUUUAGAACUCUCAAAUGCCACGAUGGAGUUUGUAUUGGUGCUGCAUGGCAUCCGCUGGAACAAAGUAAAGUUGCUACCUGUGGCUGGGAUGGAUUGAUCAAAUACUGGGAUUAAAUUGCAUGUGAGAGAGAUUGGGUUGGUUGAUCGAUAUCCCCAGAAGCAGAUGGUAGGAGGGAGGGCUACAAAGACAAGUUCCACAAAGAAGCUGCCAAAAGCAAUGUGUUGUAGUACUACCCAAUGGAUCCUCCUACAAGAGAGACACUCAUGUAAUUUAUUUAUGCCUUUUCCAGUUGUCCAGAACAUUGAGAUGUAAUAUCUUGUUUUCGUCAUGUAUACGACCUUACUAUCGCACAAGUUAGUUCUAGGUGCGAUAAGCCAACUCUUUAAGUUGUAUUGUCAAGUAACCAAGCAAUAGCGCUUACAUUCAAGAUUAUACUCUGAUACUCUUUAAGUUGGAGUACUAUUUUCAAGUAACUAAA
Messenger RNA from Salvia splendens (bonfire salvia), 2316 nucleotides. RefSeq names its product pre-mRNA-processing factor 17. Bases 188 to 1951 code for a protein of 587 amino acids. The transcript is spliced from 2 exons. Gene Ontology annotation, cellular component: catalytic step 2 spliceosome. Gene Ontology annotation, molecular function: protein binding; mRNA binding. Gene Ontology annotation, biological process: mRNA splicing, via spliceosome. The record is from RefSeq and is a predicted model, not a curated record. Lineage: Eukaryota; Viridiplantae; Streptophyta; Magnoliopsida; Lamiales; Lamiaceae.